Eucalyptus grandis is the source of this 3473-nucleotide messenger RNA. Its product is annotated as F-box/LRR-repeat MAX2 homolog A. The coding region runs from base 103 to 2196 and encodes 697 amino acids. Gene Ontology annotation, biological process: SCF-dependent proteasomal ubiquitin-dependent protein catabolic process. The transcript has a single exon. Gene Ontology annotation, cellular component: SCF ubiquitin ligase complex. The record is from RefSeq and is a predicted model, not a curated record. NCBI's taxonomy places the organism in Eukaryota, Viridiplantae, Streptophyta, Magnoliopsida, Myrtales, Myrtaceae.
UUGCGCCCGUCGGCCUUGUCUCUCUCUCUCUCUCUCUCUCCCUCUCCCUCCCACUCCUCCGCCGGCGGCGAGAUCGCCGCCGCCCCGCCGCCGCCCGCCGCGAUGGCGACGCGCUGCAGCGCCACGGACAUCGGCGACCUCCCCGACGCCAUCCUCUCCUACAUCUUCACCCUCGUGACCGACACGCGCGCCCGCAACGCGCUCUCCCUGGUGUGCCGCAAGUACCUCGCCCUGGAGCGGGCCACCCGCGUGGACCUCACGCUCCGCGGCAAAGUCUGCGACCUCCACCGGAUCCCCACCGGAUUCCGCCGCGUGGAGCGCCUCGACCUGUCGCUCCUCUCGCCGUGGGGCCACGACCUCGCCUCCUCCGUCUCCGACCCCUUCCUCCUCGCCGGCCUCCUCGGCGCGGCCUUCCCGUCGGUCGUCUCCCUCACCGUCUACGCGCGGUCCCCGGCGACGCUCCACGUGCUGCUCCCGCAGUGGCCCCGCCUCCGCCGCGUCAAGCUGGUGCGGUGGCACCAGCGGCCCCAGCAGUCUCUCGGCGCCGACUUCGUGACGCUCUUCGAGCAUUGCCGGUCCCUCUCCGAGCUCGACCUCUCGAGCUUCUACUACUACACCGAGGACCUCCCCCCGGCUCUCCAGGGCUACCCGUCGAUCGCGUCCUCCCUCACGCGGCUGGAUCUCCUGACGACGUCGUUCACCGAGGGGUUCAAGACGGAGGAGAUUCGCGUGAUUGCGGCCGCCUGCGGCAACCUGCGGGAGCUCCUCGUCGCGUGCACCUUUGAUCCCAGGUACUUCGGCUUCGUCGGCGAUCAGGCUUUGCUCGAUAUAGCCGCGAAUUGCCCGAAAUUGACUCUGCUUCACUUGGUCGAUACUUCUUCUCUGUCGAAUCCGAGAGGCGAUCCGGAGGACGACGAUGGGCUCGCUUCGGAGGAAGCCGGGAUUACGCGGGCCGCGCUGGUGGAGGUGUUCUCGAAACUUUGCUUGCUUGAGGAGUUGGUGUUAGAUGUUUGUAGAAAUGUUAGAGAGAGCUGGCUUGCUCUGGAAGCGUUGAGUUCCAAAUGCAAGAACUUGAGGGUGCUCAAGUUGGGGCAAUUUCAUCAGGUUGUGAUGGCAAUCGAAUCUCAGUUAGAUGGGUUGGCGCUCUGUGAAGGUCUCACUUCUUUGUCGAUCAAGAACGUGGUGGAUUUGACGGACAUGGGGUUGAUUGAGAUUGCGAGAGGGUGUUCAAAGCUGAGGAAAUUCGAAAUUCAGGGCUGCAAGCAUGUUACCUGGCAGGGCAUGAGGCUGUUGGCUAGUUUGCUUCGCCGGACUCUGCUUGAUGUCAGGAUUUCUUGUUGCAAGAAUCUAGAUGCUGUGGCAUCUUUGCGUGCCAUGGAACCGAUUCGUGAUCGGAUCCAGCGGCUCCACAUUGAUUGUGUAUGGGAUGGGUUGGAAGAGCACAAGAGGCGAGAGGAAGCUUGUCACGGUUUCAAUCUGAAUGAAGUGGCUGAGCCUAGUGUGCAGGAUACAGGCCAGAACAAGAGAUGCAAAUAUACUCUUGAUAGCCAAUAUUCCAAUGCACUCAGCAAUGGCAAUGGAUUCUUGUGCAAUAGCUGGGAAAGAUUACAAUACCUCUCGCUUUGGAUUGGGGUUGGUGACCUCUUGACACCGCUUCCAAUGGCCGGUCUUGAGGAUUGUCCCAAUUUGGAGGAGAUCCGAAUAAAAGUGGAGGGAGAUUGCAAGGGGAAGCCAAAGCCUGCGGUUCCCGCAUUUGGGUUGAGUAUGCUUUCCCGUUACCCAGCACUUUCGAAGAUGCAGUUGGAUUGUGGUGAUGCCAUAGGUUUUGCAUUAACAGCACCAUCAGGGCAAAUGGAUCUGAGCUUGUGGGAGAGAUUCUUCUUGAACGGGAUCGGGAACCUUUACCUCAACGAGCUUGAUUACUGGCCUCCACAAGAUCGGGAUGUCAACCACAGAAGCUUGUCGCUGCCGGCGGCCGGUUUACUUGCACAGUGUCUUACACUGAGGAAGCUCUUCAUUCACGGGACGGCCCACGAGCAUUUUAUGAAUUUUCUGCUGAAAAUUUCGAAUCUUAGGGAUGUACAGCUGAGAGAAGAUUACUAUCCAGCACCCGAAAAUGAUAUGAGUACAGAGAUGAGAGUGGAUUCAUGCAGUCGCUUUGAAGACGCACUGAAUCGGCGGUACAUACUAGAUUGAGGUACAUGGUUCGUCAUGCUUUUUGGCCAUGAAGAGCGUGACCACAGGGAAGUCCUGAAAGUCUUUCCGGGACCAUUUUUGUUGUAUAUUUUGCUCAAUUUUGUCUGAUUUCUACAGUGUUCGCUUACCGAAUGAACACGCUGAUCGUGCUUUUUUGACAACUGAUGGGAAAUUUCUCUUGAUGUGGUGGAGCAAAGUAUGGUUCGAUAUUAGGACAUUCACAUUAACCAUUUUAAUGUCUUGUUUAUCAAAGUUUACAACAAAUGUAGCGAGCACUAGCAAGCUAGAUAGACAACAGAGAGAAUACUUGUUUUUUCUAUGCGGCUGCCUUGGCAUGGACAAAGACACAAGCUUGGUCGUCCUGGUGAUCCUGCCAAAGAAUCUGAAAUUAUGAAAAGGGAGGUGAGCUCGUAACGAAGCUGAGAGAUCAGAUGGAUUCAUCCACUAACUGGAAUUACACGGAUCAGAGUCCCAUUUGGUGUGCUGGUGCAAUUACAUAUAUGCUGUAGCUGCUGAACAGGAUCGUCUUCUUCUCUUGUCCCUUGUGCAGCUCUCCUUGGGGUUUCUUUCCACUUCCUACUAAUGGGCUUGGAUAGACCUUCAUUCCUUGACUUCUCCUGCUCCUCCCUCGCAUUUCCCUUCGUUCUUUGGUUUAAAAGAGUUGGGCUUGGAGAAUUCGACAAGAUAUUCAGCCACGGUGAUGGCCUUGGAAAUAUCUUAAACACCUCGUCCUCGGGGUACGUCUCUUGCCCACGGCUACAAGCCAUUCGUGAAAGCGAAGAGCACUUUGCUAUCCCCAAUAUCGGGGACCUCCUGCCUAAGUUCAGUGAACUCCUUGACGUACUCCGGAACCGUUCCUGUUUGUGUGAGCUCAUGAAGCUUGCCAGGGGCCUCGUCCUUGGUGAGCUCAGGGAAGAAUCGUUCCUGAAAUUGCUUCAUGAACUCAUCACGAGUGUUGAUGGGAUUCGCACCUUGCUUCAUCUCAUUGCAAUGGCACCACAGCAUAGCAACAUCGAACCGGUUGUUGUUACUUGGCUGACCUCGUCUUGGAUGCCGAUGGUGGCUCGCCAAAGUAUUGCUCUGUACACCAAAUGAAGUUGUGCACCUCCCUAGUGAACUGGUUGCCCUUGAACUCCUUGGGCCUCAACCUUGGCACGUCCACCUUGAGUAUACCUUGGCGUGUCCACCUUGAGUGUUGCUUGCUUGAACGUAUCCCAUACCGUUCACAAUGCGUGCCUACACAAGGCUAGUUCAGUUUUGAGUUCUUGAGCUUCUAA